Rhodamnia argentea is the source of this 877-nucleotide messenger RNA. Its product is annotated as universal stress protein YxiE-like. The coding region runs from base 157 to 675 and encodes 172 amino acids. The record is from RefSeq and is a predicted model, not a curated record. The transcript has 4 exons. Lineage: Eukaryota; Viridiplantae; Streptophyta; Magnoliopsida; Myrtales; Myrtaceae.
UACCGUCUUUCUUUCGACCCUUCACACGCUCAUAAACUCAGCGUGCGAGACAAAUGAACCUGCGGUUUCUCUCAGAAAAAGGUUCUCAUUUUUCGGUGUGCAUCGUCUUCCUUUGUCUGUCGUUUGCUGAGGUUCUUGUUGUUAAACCCUAGAGAUAUGGCGGAGGUAUUGGCCACCAAUGGCGUGGACAAGAGGAAGGUGAUGGUGGCGAUCGACGAGAGCGAGUGCAGCCACCACGCGCUCUUGUGGACCCUCGACAAUCUCAAGGACUCGCUCCUGAACUCGACGCUCGUCGUCUUCAUGGCUCGACCCCCAUCUCAGCAGAAUCUCUCCUUCGCUGCUAAUCUCGGCCUUGCUCGCAUGUACUGCCCUGUUUCUGCCGCUCCAGACUUUGUGAAUUCUGUCCAAGAGCAACACAGGAAGCUUACGCUGGCUCUCUUGGAGAAGGCCAAGGAGAUUUGCGCUGCUCGAGGGGUUACUGCAGAGACUAUUACAGAAGUUGGGGAUCCGAAAGUAGCAAUAUGUGAUGCAGUGGAAAAGAACAAUGUCACCCUUCUCAUUUUAGGCGACCACGGACUUGGAAAGAUCAAACGGGCUAUUCUUGGGAGCGUGAGUAAUUACUGUGUUCAGUAUGCGAAGUGUCCUGUUCUUGUUGUGAAGAAGGCAGCGGAGUGAAGAUAGGAAAGUUGGUACAGUUUGUUUUGAAAUCUGUUCGACAGCUUGCUAUGUAAAUGUCUUGGCUGUUGAAAAUAUGUGGAGUGUGAAUGUUUUAUAAAUCCAUUCCCUCUUUGUGUCUGUUGUUGCAUGCUGUGACAAGCAAUCGAUACAUGUAAUCUCAUCUAUAGUUGUCAAUCGAAAGCUGAAGGAUGUUGUUCCA